AAUGGGGAUGGAAGGUAUGGCGGUGACACUGAAAAAGGGAAAAAUCAACAAAUUACGUACGCAAACACAUGUAGAUCCGAGAAAGAAGUUACCUUGUACAGUUGUACUACUUUCUACUACAAGCAUCACAAUCAAUUGUGUCCCAAAUCUCACACACAGCAUUUAAGACAUAGGAACAGGGUGAGAUCCAGAGAAAAAGGAGAAAAAAAAAAAAUCUCUCUCAAUAGUCAGAGAGAGAACGAGAAGGAGCUGACCAUUUGAUUGAGAAAACAAAGAAAAUGGGAUGCUCGUUCUCGGGACUGAAUGCUUUGUACGACGGCGCAAAUGGUGGAGGGGAUGUUUGGAUCAAUGAGAAUCGGUUCAGGAUUCUUAAGCAAUUAGGGGAAGGUGGUUUGGACAAUGUGUUCAUCGUCAAGGAGAUCAUCUCUGACCCUUCUAACCCUAGCUUUUCUAAGAAAUUCAAAGACCCUUCUCUUGUCUCAGAUGAUGGAACUUAUGCCAUGAAGAAAGUUCUUAUUCAGAACAAUGAACAGUUGGAGUUGGUGAAAGAGGAGAUCCGAGUUUCCUCUCUGUUUAGCCAUCCCAAUCUUCUUCCUCUCCUGGAUCAUGCUAUCAUUUCAGUCAAGGCCUCACAAGAUCAGCCCAAGAAGCAUGAGGCAUACUUGUUAUUUCCAGUCCAUUUGGAUGGGACAUUACUGGAUAAUGCCAAAACCAUGAAAGCAAAGAAGGAGUUCUUUUCCACUUCGGAGGUGCUUCAAAUAUUCCGUCAGCUUUGUGCAGGUCUCAAGCAUAUGCACAACUUUGAUCCACCCUAUGCACAUAAUGAUGUCAAACCUGCUAAUGUACUUUUAACGCAUAAGAAAGGACAGACACCUCUUGCAAAAUUAAUGGAUUUUGGAAGUGCACGUCCUGCAAGAAGGCAAAUUCGUUCUCGUUCGGAGGCCCUACAGUUGCAGGAAUGGGCAUCUGAGCAUGUUGCAGCACCUUUCCGCGCGCCUGAAUUCUGGGAUUGCCCAAGCCAAUGUGAUAUUGAUGAAAGAACUGAUAUCUGGUCAUUAGGUUGUACUUUAUUUGCAAUAAUGUAUGGAGUAUCUCCUUUCGAGUAUGCAUUUGAGGAAUCUGAUGAAAGUCCGCAGUUGGCUAUUGUAAAUGCACAAAUAAAGUGGCCAACUGAGCCUAACACUUCAUAUCCCGACGCCCUUCACCAGUUUGUGACAUGGAUGCUUCAGCCUCAAGCUACAGUCCGACCUCGCAUAGAUGAUAUUGUAAUUCAUGUUGACAAAUUGAUCUCUAAGUAUUCCACCCAUUGAGUGAUGGGAAGAGACAUGUUGGAUUAGCUUACAGAUGCUUCAUUCAUCCAUAUAAACAUCUUAGCAUGUUACAGAAUCCACCAUAAGUUACUGUCCUUAUUUUUCAUUUUUUUUCUUCUUGUCAAAAUGUGAUAGAAGGCACAAUAGUUCAUUAUACCGGAGUAAAGAGGUUUUGGCAGUUGUCCUUUUUUUUCUUUCUAAAAAUAAUUAAUGUUGAAUAAUCUGUAUUUUUGUUCCUAUGUCCAAAGGAUUUUUUUCUCACCUUA
Messenger RNA from Nicotiana attenuata, 1576 nucleotides. RefSeq names its product serine/threonine-protein kinase 16-like. Gene Ontology annotation, molecular function: ATP binding; protein serine/threonine kinase activity. Gene Ontology annotation, cellular component: cytoplasm. The record is from RefSeq and is a predicted model, not a curated record. Bases 279 to 1310 code for a protein of 343 amino acids. NCBI's taxonomy places the organism in Eukaryota, Viridiplantae, Streptophyta, Magnoliopsida, Solanales, Solanaceae. The transcript has 6 exons. Gene Ontology annotation, biological process: protein phosphorylation.